AAAGCAAGCCCCACGACAACAACUCCGCUGCUCUUUGCAACCCACACUCCUUCAGACAAUGCCCACUUGCGAAUGUUGCUUACUUUGCCAUCAAAAUGACUGACUGGAACAAACUCAAGGUCGUUGACCUUCGAGCAGAGCUCAAGAAGCGCAGUCUUCCCCAGGCCGGCGCAAAGGCUGCUUUGGUCGAGAGAUUGAACGCAGCUGAGAAUGGAAAUGGAUCUGAGAGCGACGCAACUCUGCAAGGCGAUGCUUCGAAAUUAGAUGUCGAUUCCGCAAUUUCUCCAGAAGAUAUCUCUCCCGUUCUCCCAGCUGCCACAGAAUCCAUACCCGCCGAAGCUACACAACUCACAAACGAAGUCGAACAAGCAACAGCCUCGCAAUCAUCUGAACAACGCAGCCUCGGAGAAGCUCUUCCAACCGAAACUCAACCAACUCAUACGAUCGAGUCAUCGCAGCAACCUGUGUCUAAAGAUAAACACACUUCAGCACUUCCAUCUGUCGAGCCUCAAGAAGCGAUCGAAGAUCGCCAGAAGCGAAAGCGCAGAUCACAAAGCCCUCCUCCGUCUACUGCAGAUGCUGCGAACAAGCGACUCCGAAUCAGCAAUGCCGACCAAACGGUGGAUGAGAAAGUUGCGACCUCAACAAGUGAUGCUGACUGGGUCGAGAAACACAAUGGAGUUGAUGCUGCAGAAGUGAAUGCAGAGGCGAUGGAGGUAGCUCCUGAUGGCGAGGGUGUCGAGCCUGGCCCAACCAUAGUCGACACUUCUAUGGAAAUGGUCGUGGUAGCAAAUGUCCCUGGUGAUAAGGACCAUGUGGCAGACGUUCGCCAUGAGGCCAAGACAGAUGAGAUGGAUGUUGAUGGUCCCAUCAAAGAAGAAAGUGCUACUGCGAUAUAUGACGAGUCUCCAUCUCGGGCACGCGACUCCCGAUUCAAGACGCUGUUUUCUGGUGAGAGUCAAGGUUCAAAGCCAAGAUCUCGAGAUUCUGCCUACGAAGGAGAGCCAGAUCGCAUUAUAACUCCAGCUAUGCACCCGGCAACAUCAGGUCUCUAUAUUUCCCGCUUGAUGCGUCCAAUCAAUCCCGCACAGUUCCAGGCACAUCUAGCGAUCCUUGCUGCUCCUCCUGACAGUGAAGUGGACCCAGAUGCCGUUGUCAGAUUCUACGUCGAUCCGAUCCGAACACAUGCGUUCGCAUCUUUCACAAGUGUUUCUGCCGCAUCAAGAGUUCGCUCUGCUCUACAUGACCGCAUUUGGCCUGAUGAGAAGACCAGAAAGCCUCUUUGGAUCGACUUCAUACCUGCCGAUAAGGUUGUGGAGUGGAUUGAUCUGGAACAGGCGAGCAAUCCUGGAGGACGCUCUAUGGGAAAGAAGUGGGAGGUUUUCUAUGAUGUUGACGAAGACAGCAAUGUCACUGCUAUAUUGCAGGAAGCCAACACUCCUGCUAGGCCAAUGCAGCCAACUCGCCAACCUUCAAUCUCCAAUUCCCGCUCGCAAGCACCUAGCCAAGCUCAGAGUGUCGAUCCGCCUACUGGUCCUCGCUCUAUCCGAUCUCUUCCAACUAAUACGAAGAGACUUGAUGAGCUUUUCAAAUCUACUGUAGCAAAGCCAAUCCUGUAUUGGCAACCAGUCUCUAAGGAGUUGGCAGAUAAGCGACUGGACAAUAUCGACCGAGCCUUGUCCAAGGAUGCUGCAGCUGGGCGUCGUAUUGAAGGAGACAUCAAUAGAUACACUUUCGAAGACCAUGAUGUUUUGGUCGACCGAGGCAAAGAAAUAUUUUCUGGUAUUCGGCCGCCGACGGGAGGACCAAGGCGACGAGGUGGUGGAGGUUAUCAGGGUAGAGGUGGUGGAUAUGGAGGUGGGGAUUCGUUCAGACCAAAUGAUGGCUACAGAAAUAGUGGACCAUACAGAGGUGGCAGACGCGAUUCGAGGGAUUAUGGGCGUCGUUAAGGAUGCUGGAGUUAAGGCUGACUUUGAGAUUCACAAAAGGUGCUACCUGGCGUCAUACGCGAGAAUAUUGUGGUAUGUUUGUAGGACUACUUAAAAUUAGAGGAAACGAUAUGGCGGUAUACCCAUGAGAUUGCAAUUUUCUCAAAAGGAUCAAUGGAG
This is a messenger RNA of Mollisia scopiformis, 2108 nucleotides long. RefSeq lists its product as uncharacterized. The transcript has a single exon. NCBI's taxonomy places the organism in Eukaryota, Fungi, Ascomycota, Leotiomycetes, Helotiales, Mollisiaceae. The record is from RefSeq and is a predicted model, not a curated record. The coding region runs from base 96 to 1949 and encodes 617 amino acids.